AUGAAGUGGUUCAUCCUGGCCCUGGUGUGUCUCCAGCUCUCGGAGGGGCUGGUGAGGAUCAAACUGAAGAAAGGCAAGUCUAUACGGCAGAAAAUGAGGGAGGCCGGAGUGCUGGACGAAUACUUGAAGAAAGUUAAAUAUGAUCCAGUCAAGAAAUACGGCUUCAGUGAUGACUACGUCGUGUACGAGCCGAUCACCAACCACCUGGAUGCCUCCUACUUCGGGGAGAUCAGCAUCGGGUCCCCUCCACAAAACUUCUUGGUGCUCUUCGACACCGGCUCCUCCAACCUGUGGGUGCCCUCCACCUACUGCGCGUCGCCGGCGUGCUUCAAUCACAAGAAGUUCAAGCCCAGUGAAUCCUCCACCUUCACUGACAACGGCCGGUCCUACACCAUUUCCUACGGCAGCGGCUCGCUCACGGUGGUGCUGGGCUCCGACACGCUGAGGAUCCAGACCAUCAUGGUCAAAAACCAGGAGUUUGGGCUCAGCAAGAAGGAGCCAACCCAGCCUUUCUACUACGCCGAGUUUGAUGGGAUCCUGGGGAUGGGCUACCCCUCGCUGGCGGUGGGAGGGACGCCCACGGCGCUGCAGGGCAUGCUGCAGCAGGACCAGCUCACCCAGCCCAUCUUCAGCUUCUACUUCUCUCGCCAGCCCAGCUACGCCUAUGGGGGGGAGCUCAUUUUUGGUGGCAUUGACACUCACCUUUUCCACGGGGACAUUACGUGGGCACCGGUGACCCAGAAGCUUUACUGGCAGGUCGCAGUUGACGAGUUUGCUAUCGGGCAGUCAGCGACGGGCUGGUGCAGACAGGGCUGCCAGGCCAUUGUGGACACGGGGACGUUUAUGAUCACAAUGCCCCAGCAGUACAUAGACACCUUCCUUCAGAAAGUGGGUGCCCAGCUGACCAGCUACGGGUAUGCAGUCGACUGCAAUCAGAUCCAGAACAUGCCCACCAUCACCUUCAUCAUCAACGGAGCUCUGUUCCCGCUCCAGCCCUCUGCCUACGUCUUGAACGACAAAGGCUACUGCACUCUUGGGAUCGAGGCCACCUACCUGCCUUCCCAGAACGGGCAGCCGCUCUGGAUCUUGGGUGAUAUCUUCCUCAAGGAGUAUUACACCGUCUUUGACAUGGCGAACAACCGCGUCGGCUUUGCCCGGUCGGCGUAGAGGAGUGGAGUGGUGGAAUCCAGCCCCUCUCCCUGCCAAACCCACCCCAACCAGCAUUGCUGGGGGGCUCCUAUGGACCUUUGUGUUCCUUCCCGUGCCUCCAUGGCUCCCUGUCCUUCCGGGAUUUCUGUGUAAGUGUGUCCUCAGUCUCC
Calidris pugnax (ruff) is the source of this 1319-nucleotide messenger RNA. It is a transcript of the gene PGC, whose product is annotated as progastricsin (pepsinogen C). Gene Ontology annotation, molecular function: aspartic-type endopeptidase activity. Lineage: Eukaryota; Metazoa; Chordata; Aves; Charadriiformes; Scolopacidae. The record is from RefSeq and is a predicted model, not a curated record. Gene Ontology annotation, biological process: proteolysis. Bases 1 to 1167 code for a protein of 388 amino acids. The transcript has 9 exons.